AGUUCCUCCCAUGAUUAAGCACUCUGCCACUCUCAUCGGAUCGAAGCCGCGUGGUUUCAGUCGCACAACCCAAGAAACUCCAAAGAUGCAUGCUUGCAAACAAUCCGAGGGAGAGCAACACCAACCUCUUGUUUAUGACUAAAAAUUUUUGCAAAUAACUCGUUUUUCAGUAGUCUCCACCAAGACGCGUUUGGAUCCGUUCCCCUCUCCGGGACUGAGCCGCAGACAGACACAGCUGGGGGGAAGGGGGGAUUGCCUUGGGCGUGCUCGCAGGCGGAGGCGCCCAGCCCCCGCAACCUACCCCAAACAUCUACUCCGCACCACCCCGGCCAGCCACCACCCCUCCCCAAUACCCGGGGCGAACGCCAGCCCGCCUCCGGCAACGAUGCGUCUCGAGGGCGGUAGGCGGCGGCGAUGGUGGCGGCGCUCGCGCCCCAGCCUCCGCCUCCGAUUGGCUAGCGCGCGCGCCGACGUCAGAGCCCGGCUGGCCGAGCGGUGGCCUCAGCUCUGGCUUCAGCUCAGUCGGCUCGAGUGCGCGUAGCAGCGAGGAAGUGCCACCGCCUCGGUGCUCCCUCCCUCCCUCCCUCUCAUUCUCUCCGGGUGUGUGAGCGUGUGAGCCCCCUUGGUCCCUCGCGAGCUCUUGCUGGGCAGUCCGCUGCCGGACGCUGACCUGCUCCCCCCUUCCUUACCCCGUCCUGGUCCUCCUCGGUCCCUCCGCCCUUUCCUCCUCCCUGAGUCUUCCCUCCUCACGGACCCCGGCUUCCCCGUAACCACACUCGCACGCACUCACACACACACCCACGCUCUGACACGGACCUCUCCUGUCCCCACGCGCGCCCAUCAUGUCCAAGGAGGAGAAGAAACUCAAUCCGGAGGACAAUUGGAGGAACUUCAUUUACAACCCAUUGACCAGCGAGGUCUUGGGGCGGACCGCGGAGAGCUGGGGUUUGAUCUUUCUCUUCUACGUGGUCUUCUAUGGCUUCCUUGCUGCUCUCUUCACCUUCAUGAUGUGGGUGAUGCUGCAGACACUGAGUGAUGAAACACCAAAGUAUCAGGACCUGAUCGCCUCCCCAGGGCUUUCAAUUAUCCCCAAACCAAUGAAUGCAUUGGAGAUCUUUGUCAAUAUCUCUGAAAAAACCUCCUAUGAACAUUAUGUUACCGCACUUGGACACUUUUUAAAGAAAUAUGAAGACAGUAUGCAAGAAAAAAACAUAGAAUGUGAAAGUGGAAUCUUUUUUGAACAAAAGAGCAGGUCUAAACUGGCUUGUAAAUUUUCUCUUAAAAUACUUCAAGUCUGCUCUGGAUUGAAUGACAGCAGUUAUGGCUUUGAUGAAGGAAGUCCUUGUGUAAUUUUGAAAAUGAAUCGAAUAAUUGGAUUAAAACCUGAAGGAAAUCCAAGUAUACAGUGUCAUGUUAAGGAGGAAAGAGUCAACCUAGUAACUUUCCCAGACGCUGGAAAGAUUGACUUAAUGUAUUUUCCGUAUUAUGGGAAAAAAGCGCAUAAGAACUAUCUGCAGCCGCUGGUCGCUCUCAAGGUGAAUUUUCAGCCCGGGUCCGAGGAGGCGAGCAUCGAGUGCAAGGUGGAAGGGUCGCCCAACCUGAAGAACCAGGACGAGCGGGACAAGUUCUUGGGACGGAUCGCCUUCAAAGUCACCCUGGCUCACUAGGCUGAGCAGCCCGCCUCCACAGAGUCUUCCUGUGUCCCCGCGGGGCCUGCCGGUCUAGAAUCGGAGCCCCUCCGUGGGAGAAGCUGGGGUGGUGCAGGACGUCGGGUAGCGUAAUAAUGGGCUUCCAGAUUCUAAUGUGUAAUGUCCUCCCAGUAACUGCCUUUGCCUUUGCCUGCCCCAGGGGACCAGCGCGCAGACCUAGACGUGUCCUCCGAGGGCCUGUAAAUAGCCGACUCAACGUACAAUAAUGGUGGUCUUGUCCGAGUGUCUCUAAAGCUUCCUGUGCUGUGCUCUGUCCAUACUGUGCUGAUUCCACACGGCGUGCUGUCCUCACCUCCACGCCCGCCCGCCCACCCACCUAGGGACCAAGGAGAGAGGUGCCUGCCUGACCCACCGCCCGACCGCCAGAACUCUGCCAGAAUUGGGACGCGUGCAGACGCCUUAAGUUCUGUGUGUGAGGAGGAAGAUCAAUAAAAUGGAUUUUAAACA
This is a messenger RNA of Monodelphis domestica (gray short-tailed opossum), 2156 nucleotides long. It is a transcript of the gene ATP1B3, whose product is annotated as ATPase Na+/K+ transporting subunit beta 3. The record is from RefSeq and is a predicted model, not a curated record. Gene Ontology annotation, cellular component: sodium:potassium-exchanging ATPase complex. Gene Ontology annotation, biological process: sodium ion export across plasma membrane; potassium ion import across plasma membrane; intracellular sodium ion homeostasis. Lineage: Eukaryota; Metazoa; Chordata; Mammalia; Didelphimorphia; Didelphidae. Gene Ontology annotation, molecular function: ATPase activator activity.